CUUCACCCUUUCUCUCUUGUUCUUUGCAACAACCUCUCUGACCCACCCCUUGUUCCAUUUACCUAUCUACGAUUUCACCCAUGGAUUUUAUGUUCCGCCACGCCUUCAAAAUCACAGACAUCGCCGCCUGCUCGUCCCAUCUCAAUCGACCUAAACCAAAAACCAUACCAACCUGACCAGCCGCUGCGCCAACACGACGAGGAUCGCCUGCCGGACAGGAUCUCACUGAUCUUGUUUUCACGCCCUGAGCAAGUUUUCCUCGUCACACUCUCGUCACAUCCGGGUUGCCAUCGAAAACUCGACCCACAGCCCCAAGCUCUUUUGCGACACCACACGCCAUUUGAUCCAUAUUCUCAACCGGACGUUCGCAUUCCCACCUAACGACGACACCCCUUCUCAGAUCACUAUGAAUCACGCACGAGUCAAGGCCCUCAAAGCCGACGGAAAGACCGUUUCCAAAAAGGCCAUCAAAUCUGGCCGCGCCUCUCUUAGCACGACCCCUCGCGACUCUCCCAUGGCUUCGCUUCUGACGUCACCUGCCCAUUCCGCGGCCCCGAGCCGAGUGGGUUCCGACAUAAGCGACGACGAUGAUGACUUCGAUGCGAUGACGAUGAGUACCACUUCGGGAUCCUCGUCGAUCGACGUUGGAGAGGAGGGCAUCAGCACUUUCGACGCAAAGCAGCUCAUCGAAGAGCUCCAGGACCGCAAGCACAACAACAGCGACACCCGAGAGCAGCUGUUGGAACUCUAUAUCAAGAUUGUGCGGUCUCGUUACAGCCCCCAGACCCACGAGUGGCUCGACGAAGCCGCCACCGAACUUGGGGAACUUUUCCUCCGGGCCGCAAACCGUGGAAUGACAGCCCGGGAACGCAUGCUUAGCCUCCAGGCCUUUAUCUUGACUGUCUCCACCUCCGAGGAAGCCGACGUCUUUGAACAUGGUCAGAAUACCCUGAGACAGAUCAUCUACGAUGACGACGAUGAGGAGUGCGAAGUCUUCGCCAUUUACGCUUUGUGCUUCGCCGUUCUCUACGGUGGAGGUUCCGAAGAUGCCGCACAAGAACUUCUUGAUUACCUCGUCGACAUCGUACAGACUGACGGAGAGAGCGUCGAGGCCCACGAUAACGGCCUCAUCGUUGCCGGCGCCCUGCAAGGAUGGGCCUUUGUUGCCAGUCAUGUGGAAGAUCUUUCGGAUACCGCUGACCUGGCCCUGGACGCAUUCGUGGACCAACUCGACAGCACCGACAUGAGGGUCCAGUCCCAUGCUGCUGCCUGCAUUGCGCUCAUUUUCGAAGCAUCCCGGAAUCAUGAAAUGGAAACCGGCGAGCCCUUCCAGCUGCCGUACGACCCACAGAGGUUGACUGGCCGCAUGACCGAGUUGGCCAAACAAAGUUCAAAGUCCGUCUCGAAGAAGGAUCGCAAAGGGUUGCGAGAAAGCCUAACCAGCGUCGUUACCUCUCUGGAACGGGGUGUUGGCCCUGGUUACUCUGCAGCUGGCUUUGCGCCGGACAAGAGGAACCGACUUGCUACUGCCGAUGCCAACGAUGAUGGCGUCGUCGAGUUCGGCUAUCGCUUGAAACUUCGCCUCGGGAAUAGUGUCGCACCCAUCGACUCGUGGUCUCUGUCUUCGCGGGUGGAUAUGCUAAAGCUCAUCUUUGGCGGCCACCUCCAGAAGCACAUGUUUGUCAACCCUGUUGUCACCGAGUGUCUCAGCGACGCCGACUUCACCAAGAACAACGCUGUCAAGAAGGGUACAAAGCACCUCAUCGCCAAGGGUGGCAAGAGAUAGACACCUUGUGUUUGGGAGGGAUGGUAUAUUAUGGAGUUUUCGCUUUGCUUUCAAGUCUGGUGUAAAUUGUCACGGGCGAGCAAACGGUGUAGCCCUUCUGUAAUUCAUCGUACUUCUAUUUCAUGUGGGCACCGACAUGUCUCUCAUUUCUCGAGUAGACUAAAACAGCCCCGGACAGUCGGGUGCAUUUAUUACACAGCAUAGACAGAUUUUUUUUUUUUUAGUUUUUGAAUACCCAUUUGAAAUUUCCAAA
Ilyonectria robusta is the source of this 2039-nucleotide messenger RNA. RefSeq names its product interferon-related developmental regulator-domain-containing protein. Lineage: Eukaryota; Fungi; Ascomycota; Sordariomycetes; Hypocreales; Nectriaceae. The record is from RefSeq and is a predicted model, not a curated record. Bases 407 to 1786 code for a protein of 459 amino acids. The transcript has a single exon.